AUGUUCUCAAAGAAAAAGAAAAAACCUCAAAUAUCUUCACCUACAAAUUUUGAACACAGAGUGCAUACUGGCUUCGAUAAACGUGAAGGUAAAUUUAUAGGUUUGCCUCUACAAUGGGCAAGCAUAGUUGGUAACAAUCAAAUACUGAAGAGCACCAAUAGACCAUUACCUCUGGUGGAUCCAUCAGAAAUCACUCCUACAGAAAUAUUGGAUUUAAAAACAAUUGUGCGUGGUGAAAAUAAUCCAAAAAUCAAUAAUAACCCUGUUAACAUUCGAAAUAAUGAAACAGCUGGACUUCCAAAAACAUCUAAUGUUGCACGUUCAAACUCGUUGCGUUCCUCAAGUCCACCACGAAUACGGAGGCAACAUCCAAAUGUACCUCCUCCAUUGCCAGAAAAUGAAGUGUUAGUAAUGAACCAGAGUUUAGUACCACAACAUUUACCACAAUAUCCAAUACCUAACAAUACUCAAACAAAACUUGAUUACAGCAAUAAAUUCAUAAAACCAGGAGGUUCAGAAUGGUCUGCUCAAGAAACGCCAGUAUCACGAAUAAAUCAGAACAAUACUCCUACAGGCCAAACAAUAAUAUCCGAUCAAGGUGGAUCACAUUCAUAUCAUUCUGCACAAAAUGGAAAUAUCCCACCAAUAUUUUCUAAUGGCUCAGCAGUGGACUCACCAUCCGGAAGUCAAACAUCACAAGCCAAUACUCCCGUGCCACCAAAUCGUACCCAUCCUGUUAUUAACAAUGCCCAGAUUGUUAGUACAAACAAGGGCAUUGCUCAAAGUCAUACUAGAAAUCAAGAUCAGAACCAAAAUGUUAAACCAACCACAAAUGGUAUAUCAACAGCUAGUACAAUGUCAAUUCCUAGUAUAGCUACAAAACAACAUCAUGAGCAACAACGCAUUACGCAUGAACAAUUCAGGGCUGCCCUUCAACUUGUUGUUAGUCCAGGAGAUCCUCGCGAAAAUUUGGAUAGUUUCAAAAAAAUUGGUGAAGGGUCAACGGGUACUGUUUGCAUAGCUACAGAUCGAAUGACCGGUCGUAAAGUGGCUGUAAAAAAAAUGGAUUUAAGGAAGCAACAACGUAGAGAGUUGUUGUUCAAUGAAGUUGUUAUAAUGAGAGAUUAUCACCAUGCAAACAUUGUUGAUAUGUAUGACAGUUUUUUGGUUGGUGACGAAUUAUGGGUUGUAAUGGAAUACUUAGAGGGCGGAGCACUUACUGAUAUGGUAACACACACUAGAAUGGACGAAGAACAGAUUGCUACUGUUUGCAAGCAGUGUUUAAAAGCAUUGGCAUAUUUGCAUUCACAGGGGGUAAUACAUAGAGAUAUAAAAAGUGAUUCCAUACUUUUGACUACUGACGGAAGAGUGAAAAUUUCCGAUUUUGGUUUUUGUGCUCAAGUAUCUCAAGAGUUGCCUAAGAGAAAAUCAUUAGUUGGAACACCCUAUUGGAUGUCCCCUGAAGUGAUUUCACGUUUACCAUAUGGGCCAGAAGUUGACAUAUGGUCAUUAGGUAUUAUGGUCAUUGAAAUGGUUGAUGGUGAACCACCUUUCUUUAAUGAACCACCUCUUCAAGCUAUGAGAAGAAUACGUGACAUGCCUCCACCAAAACUUAAAAAUUCCAAUAAAAUAUCACCCAGACUACAGGGCUUUUUAGAAAGGUUAUUAGUCAGGGAUCCAGCGCAAAGAGCAACUGCGGCUGAACUUCUACAACAUCCGUUCUUAAGAUUAGCUGGUCCUCCUUCGCUGCUAGUGCCAUUAAUACGAGGGUCCAGACAUAGCAACUGUUAA
Macrosiphum euphorbiae (potato aphid) is the source of this 1791-nucleotide messenger RNA. NCBI's taxonomy places the organism in Eukaryota, Metazoa, Arthropoda, Insecta, Hemiptera, Aphididae. The record is from the annotation of a GenBank genome assembly.